UAUUGGCUCUGAUUUAUAUCUUUGUUAUGUUUUUGGUUUUGAUGGUAAGCUGUGGGGGAGGGAGUCUGGAUGGUACGGUCAUUGUUAAAAUCGUACUAUGCUUCAAGAUCAACAAUAUCCAAAGUAUGUCUACGGCGUCGGAUGCAGUGGCUCAAGCAGGCGGAGUAGGCUUGAUAUACGCCCAGAGCCGGGAUGACAAUAAAAUCCUCUGCACCAUCCCGUGUGUCAAGGUUGAUCUUGAGGUUGGGGCUCGUACCCUCACAUACAUGAGGCAAUCUAGGACUCCCAUGGCCAAGUUGGGUACACCCUCCAACUUCAUCACCAGCGUGGCCUCGCCCAGGGUGGCCUUUUUCUCGUCCCGUGGCCCCAGUUCGUUAUCUCCGCAUAUUCUCAAGCCUGAUAUUGUGGCCCCAGGAGUGGAUAUUUUGGCAGCGUCCCCGUCGGUACAUGGAGCCGUGAGGUACAAAUUGGAUUCGGGGACAUCCAUGUCCACACCUCACGUAGCCGGAGUCGUGGCCCUCAUCAAGGCUGAGCACUCUGAUUGGUCACCGGGGGCUAUUCGUUCUGCGCUCAUAACCACCGCAAGGACUACAAGUCAAAGCGGUGGGGAUGACAUACGAGAUGGAGGGGUCAUGGAUAAGGUCACCAACAUGUUCGACAUUGGUGGGGGGCUUGUCAACCCGAUAGAGUCUCUAGACCCCGGUCUAGUGUACAACACCACCAUGGAGGACUACCACCUGACCCCAAACCACAACCACCUCACCAACCUUCCAUACAUCAUCAUUCCGGACCUUGGGAUUACAAAAGUCACAGUGACCCGGACGGUUACCAAUGUGGGUCCGAACAAGUCUGUUUACAAACAAACACUAAAGGCUCCUUUCGGGACGAUAAUGAAAGUUGAACCUAGGACUCUGCUGUUUAAUGACACAAAGACGACAACUUUCCGGGUAACAUUCGUUCGAACCAUCAAGGUCCAAGGAGGAUUCAGAUUCGGAAGUCUUACAUGGAGUGAUGACCACGGACAUCAAGUUCGAAUCCCUGUAGCUGUUCGUGUUAUCGAAUUUGGCAUGUUCGGAGAUGUAUGAUUGAGUUGGCUAAUUUACGUAAGAUUAAACAAAAUGGUUAUGCCACAUUCUUCAAUGGCAUUGCACAUACAUCAUGCUUUAGUUUACUUAAUACUAAUUAGACUCCCAUUCACAAAUAAAAAAGACAUCUUAUU
Molecule: messenger RNA, 1219 nt
Organism: Cuscuta campestris
Lineage: Eukaryota; Viridiplantae; Streptophyta; Magnoliopsida; Solanales; Convolvulaceae
Source: the annotation of a GenBank genome assembly